AACUUCUAUAUUGAAACAUUGUUCUAUAAUAGAGCUCAGUGAUGUAGAAUAAAUACACGAUCGUGUUAUUUAAUAUUAGUAUUUCUAUUGUUUAAAUCAACAGUUUUACAGAAUAAAGUCAGCAUGCGCUUGAUACACGAGUAAAAUAUCGCAUUAGUUGGUAGAGUUUAGCGUUAGCAGUUUAGAGUGUGGACAAAUCGCAGUGUAUUAUGCUUAUGAUUGUAGCUUUUUACUUACAGAUCUGUCUGUCAUUCUGUUUUCCCAUUUGUCUAUUUGUCUGUCUGUGUCUAACUGUCUCUCUGUUUUGCUGACUAUGUGUGUGUGACUCUCUGUCUGACUGACAAACUGUCUGUCUUUCGGUCUAUCACUGUUUGCCUGACUGAGUGUCUGUCUGUUUUCGUGUAUCCGCCUCUCUGCCAGCCUGCGUGUGUGUUUCUCUCUCUCUCUCUCUCUCUCUCUCUCUCUCUCUCUCUCUCUCUCUCUCUCUCUCUGCUUAACGAAUAUAUAUUUAGAUGGAUAAUGAUGACAAUUAUUAUGGGAUGUCACAGUGGCACAGCAGAUAUCCUCACCUUCUCAUAGCUCCUGCGGCCAGGGUUCAAUCCUGGGCUCAGGUUACUGUCUGUGUGCAGUUUAACAUGCUCACAGCUCAAGUUUACAUGUUCACAGCUUAUUGUUUUUAUCAAAACAAACACACUUCAACACACUCUUCUAAUCGGAGCAGAAUACCAAGUGACCGCUAACCUAAUGAGUGAAAGAUAACCUAGCAAUUGAAAGUGUACCUGGCAAGUGAAAGGUAACAUAAUGAGGGUAAGACAACCUAGUCACUGAGAGGUAACCUAGUGAAUAUAUAACUUAGUGAGCAACAUAUAACUUAGUGAGCAACAGCAAUCCUAGUGAGUGACAGUUAACCUAGCAAUGGAAAACUUACCUAGCGAGUGAAAGGUAAACUACCAAGUGAAAGCUAACCUAGUGAGUGAAAGCUAAGCUACUGAGUCUGUCUGUAUUCUGAUAACCUAGUGAGUGAAAAAUAAUUUAGAGAGUUAAAAAUAACCUGGUGAAUGUCAGAAAACCCAACAAGUGAAAGGUAACAUAGCAAGUGAAAGCUUACCUAGCAAGUAAAUGUAAAAUAGUGAGUGAAAGAUAACCUAAUGAGUGACAGAUAACCUAACAUGUGAAAGAUAAACUAGUAAGUGAAAGAUAGCAUAGAGUGGUGUCUCUGGUGGAGUCACAGAAGGCUGCCAAUCAAAUGUGCUCAUUAGAAUAUUAGGCACCACUGAUUAGGGCAGUCUCAGAUCAGUGAGAUGUUUUAAUCAGCUGCUAUGUUUUAAGUACAUUACCAUAUUAUGCAAACAUUUUUAUUAAUAUUUUACAUCUUGUUCUCAGUAUUUUAAUCAAAUGUUUUGUAUGGGCUGAAAAAAAACUUUAGGAAGUAAAGCUGGAGAGAGUCAUUAACGGUGUGAGAGAGAAGGCCACCAGCCCAUCACUGCACAAAGAACCCUGUGUGUGUGUUUGUGUGUGCAUGCUAUUUGCAUGGAUUUGUUUAUUAGUCUCUUCUGUUGGCUUCUGUUCAUGCAGACCUUUUUUUGAAUUUCCACUGAUUUUGAGCUUGUACAAUGGAAAUUAGCAACUUAAGCAAUUCUACACAUGAAACAGAAUUAGUCACUACCAAAUUUUGAAAGCACUAACUCACCCCAGGCUAAUUCUUUGUUUUGAGUGUGUAUUCUUUGUUUUUUGUAACUAAAUAUGGUCAAGAACUGCCUACUUUCAAUACACUAUAAAUUUUUUAAUAUGUUAAACGUUAUACUCUGCAGUUUUUACUAUCAGAAGAAUUGUUAAUAAUGUUGAGGUUUUAACUCUGCCUCUGUCCUCAUACAGGAGUUAAAGGUGUGAGUGAAACAGGUCACAGGAAUUUCAGAUGUGUUCACUUUCGCUCCAGAGAUCUUCACAGCCCUUUUUUGAGCAACAAUGGAGCCGAGAGCCCAGGACAGCGACAGUGGCCUUCUCUUGCUCCAUCAGAUCCAAACUGUCCACUCUUCCAAUGAGUACAUCGAGAGUCCUUCGACCUGGCCCCACCCACGAAUCUCUGUCUCAACCCCUGAAGAAGGUGCUGGGCUAGGUCCAGAUGAUUACAAUCAGGAUUCUUCACAUUCACCUCAGAGUCCUAGGUGGUCCACUGACACUGGACCAUCCUCAGAGCAAGGGACUGUAGGACACAAAGGUGAAACUGUAGUAAAGGAACAGCUGGAAAAAUUUGACCAGGAAGUGCAGAAGGAACUCUGUGAGAUAUCCACUCAGGAACUACGUUUUCUGGGAAAUUUGGGCAAAAAAAUGACAGCAGUAGAGGAACAACCGAGGAGCUUUGAAACGAAACAGGAAGCGAAGGAGUUGGGUGGAAGUUUUAUCUCAGAGCAGAGGAGUCUGGGAAGUGUAGGCGAACUAGAUGUUGCAAUACAGGAGCAACCCAAAAGCUGCGACUCAAAACAGGAAGAGCUAAAGCUGCUGAGAAGUGCUACCACAGAUCAAAUGCAUUUAAAAUUGGAACCAAAACAGGAAAUGACAAAGCAACACAACAGGAAACACCCAAGCACAUGUGAUCGCUGCAGCCGCUGCAAGUGCAGGGAUUGCACCGUUGCCACGCCCCUUCCGGCCUGCUGGCUGUGUGGGCGUCGCUGCUUGUGCUCAGCCGAGGCACUGGUGGAGUAUACCACGUGUGUGUGCUGCCUCAAAGCGCUGCUCUACCACUGCUCCAGCGAUGACGAGGACUCCAGCGCCGAUGCCCCGUUUUCCUGCCACAAGUCUCGGAGGUGUACUCGAUGGAGUACGGCAGCAGCCAUGGCAUUCGUCCUGCCAUGCCUGUUGUGUUACGGCCCUGCCCAAGGCUGCCUGGCACUCUGCCAACUAUGCCACAACCACACCCACCGGACCGGCUGCAGAUGCAAGAGUCAAAACGUGACUCGCGACUUGUGAUUUGUUUUUAUUUUGUUGUUUAGGCACUGAUGGAGAUGAUGUUUGUUUGUUAUAUGUUUGCUGAUUGUGUGUUCUUUUUUAAUAAUAGGAUGUGGCAAGCCAUGACCCAUAGUUUUUAAUCUGGACUCACUGUUUUUAGUUCUGACUGCAUAUUAUUCUUUAAAAAAACAUUAUUAUUGUUGUUGUUGUUUUUUUGUUUUGGCUUAUUAUUUUCCAGUGUUCACUAAUUAUUUUUACUUAUUUAUUUUUAAUUAUAUAUUUUAUCAUUAUUUUUUUAGUUCUGACUCAUUGCUUUUAGUUUUGACUGAAUUUCCUCAUGUUUGUUUCUUAUUCGUUUUUUAUUUGGGAAAUUGUGAAUGUGGGACAGUACACUGACAGUGCUGUAACAUUCACUUUUCCAGGCUAUUUUUGUAAUUUUAAAUUUUUAUUUUUGAUUUGUGAUUGUUGACGUACAUUCUGCACUGUAGACCAAGAAACAGAGUGACAGAGUGGAAAGUGGUCUGGAUGUAUAUUUUUGUUUGUAUUGUGGUGUGAUUUGGACACACAGAGUCUUAUUUGUUUCUUUGAUGUAUUUUGUUGUUGUCUUGUUAAUUUAUCUUUUGACACAAUGUAGUUUUUACACUGUGGAUCAGUGGUUCUUAACCUUUUUGCGAGUGCAACCCACUUUUAUGAAUUACAUUAUUUUUAAAUGAUUUUCUCUGUUUACAUUUGUUUAAAAUGAAAGUUUUCCUGUGACUCCCCAGGAGUGGGGGGUUGGGGGGGUUACAAAUCGGUAGCAGGGAGGUUGCUGGAAAACACACAGAAAUCAUUUUAAAAAUCCCAGGUUAAGAACUGCUGCUGUAGAGGAAAGAAAGCAAAGUAUGAAUCAUUGAGACUCAUUGCAUCUGAUUUCAUGCAUCUGGUUAAUUUUACCUCAGGAAUUUGAAUAUUUUUGACCCAUGAAAUUGAUUCCAUUUGCCUUAUGAUUGUUUUUGACUAAUGAAUUUGAUUCUUUUUAAAGGUUUGCAUUAUGCAUUUUCACUUUGUUUUUUUCUCUUUUUAAACUAAAGUCAAAACUACCAUGUUUAAUGUGUGUUGAUAUAACCAGCAAUAACACUUUUGACACUUUUUACAAAAUUAAAUCUAUUUGUAAGUUGGUAAUUUGAAGAGUUCCUCAGAGACGGUCUUAUUUUUAUACAUCUGAGCUGUGAAAAAGUGUCAUGUCAUACCUGGACACCUCGACAGAUCUUUAUAUAUAAAACAUUUAUGGUGCAUUUAUUAGUGUUGUACAUACACUUUAAAUAUUUUUGCUUUAUGUGUUAUGAAUUAUUCCUGGAGCAAUACUUGUAAAAUUGUACAGUGAAAGAAAUAUGAUCCAAUUUUUUAUUUGUUUGGUGUAAAGGAUAUUUAUUUUAAGUUUUUAUUGUGCAAAAAAUAUUUAUUUUUACAGAGGCAACAUUGAGAAAUGCUGUAAAUAAUGCAAAGUGUGCCAUGUGUGAAGCUCAUAUUCAUUAUGAAGUAGAAAAUAUAUUUACGUUGUUGAAAAUGAA
Ictalurus punctatus (channel catfish) is the source of this 4496-nucleotide messenger RNA. Its product is annotated as protein sprouty homolog 2. Bases 1966 to 2967 code for a protein of 333 amino acids. Lineage: Eukaryota; Metazoa; Chordata; Actinopteri; Siluriformes; Ictaluridae. The record is from RefSeq and is a predicted model, not a curated record. The transcript has 2 exons. Gene Ontology annotation, biological process: negative regulation of fibroblast growth factor receptor signaling pathway; multicellular organism development; negative regulation of MAP kinase activity. Gene Ontology annotation, cellular component: membrane; cytosol.